AUGGCAGUAAAGGGGGGCUUCACACGGUGCGGCUUCUACUUGCCCCCCCCCGACCCCCUCUGCUUCCGACGUUGCCUUGCCCCAUUUCGAGUAAGUCGCAUGCGUUUUCGUCCGCUUGCCGCGAUUCCUCUAUGUGGCUCCGUGUCGUCGGGGCUACACUGGACGUCCAAGUACAGUCGAACGGUGGACCCGACAGAGAAGUCGCCGCCGAUCAUCAUGGACGGCACCGCGAUGACUCCAUCUGCGCGCAUGGCGUUCUAUCUCAAGCUGCUCGUUCCACCUGUGCUCAACUCGUCAUCGCUGGGGUUACCUGGCGGCUUGGUCCCGUACAACGUCGCCGAGGAUGUUCAAACGAUGAUCCGCCAAGCUAAAGCCGACGUGACGGCGACGAGCUGGCUCACUACUUUUGUGGCCAAGAUCAACAAGGACGACACGUACGACUGAGCGUCCGAUUCCAAGAGCCCCCCCCCAGCCCUUGCAAUGCGCCCGUGGCGGGCAGUGAAUGAAGAAUUGAGUUCACCUACUGCCUCGUCGUCUCUGGUUUCUAGCUUUGUCAUUGCUGGUCGAACCUCGAUAUGUCAUCCGAUGU
Messenger RNA from Aphanomyces invadans, 589 nucleotides. RefSeq lists its product as hypothetical. Lineage: Eukaryota; Oomycota; Saprolegniomycetes; Saprolegniales; Verrucalvaceae. The transcript has a single exon. The coding region runs from base 1 to 444 and encodes 147 amino acids. The record is from RefSeq and is a predicted model, not a curated record.